This is a messenger RNA of Pneumocystis jirovecii RU7, 1260 nucleotides long. RefSeq lists its product as uncharacterized. NCBI's taxonomy places the organism in Eukaryota, Fungi, Ascomycota, Pneumocystomycetes, Pneumocystales, Pneumocystaceae. Bases 1 to 1260 code for a protein of 419 amino acids. The record is from RefSeq and is a predicted model, not a curated record. The transcript has 5 exons. Gene Ontology annotation, biological process: microtubule-based movement.
AUGUCAUUUUCAUAUUCUUCUGAAUCACAACUUUCUGAAAAUUUUUUAUAUAAUAAUUCAUAUUCAAAUCGUUUAGAAAUUCUUUAUGGAUUAGAGCCUCAUGUAGUUUUAGAUAUUGGAUCACGUCAUCUUAAAGUAGGAUUUUCUGGAGAAAAUAGUCCAAGGGGUAUUAUCGAAUAUGAUGAAAGAAGCUUUCUUGGAUACCGUAGUACUUUUGAAGAAAAUAUUACACGAUACCCUGUUAAUUUUGAAUACAUUUUGUGGGAAGGCACAGAUUUAGAACUUAUAGGAGAUAAACUUGAAAUAUAUCUAAGAGAAGCAUAUAAUAAAUGGCUUAAUUUAAGUAAUAAGUCUCGAAAAGUAAACUUAGUGGAAUAUAUUCUACUUCCAAUUAAAUUCAAAAUUAUUAUAGCAAAAACAUUAUUUACAUAUUUUCAAGUUCCUAGUAUAACAUUUUUACCAUCACAUGUUCUUGUGCUUAUUUCUCUUGGAUUAAGCAAUGGAGUUGUUAUUGACAUUGGAUCUAAAGAAACUAGCAUUCUUCCUAUUUAUGAUUUACGUCCUAUGACAUCAUUUGUUAUUACAUCACCAUUAGCAUCUAAUUUUUGUUUUUCGAGGUUAAAAUAUUUAUUAAUGCGAUAUUCUAGUCCAUUACCUGGCUCUUUGACAUUUUAUGAUGUGCAAGAUUUUUUACAAAGAGCUAUUUUUUGUUUACCAUCAUCUCCAUUUCCUUUGUCAAAAUCCAAUAUUAUUCCAUUGGAUGAACUAGAAAAUAUUUACAAGCCAAAUAUAAAAUGUUCAGAUAUUAUUUGGGAACCACCUUCUCAAAAAGGAUUAAAAAUCAAUGUACCAGGAUGGAUUCGAGUUUGUAUAACUGAAGUUUUAUUUGAGGCAUCUGACAAAUAUGCUGAUAAUGACGAAAUUUCAAUACCACAAAUUAUAAAACAAUGUUUAUCACGUCUUCCAAUAGAUAUACGAUCUGCGGUUUCUUUAUCUUUAGUUAUUUCAGGAGGUUUAUCUAUGAUACCUGGUCUACAAAAUCGAAUAAAUAAUGAAAUAAAAACAUCAGGAAGAGUUAUUCGAAAUGAAUUUAGUGUGGAUGCAGCAUGGGUAGGAGCAAGUUUAUUAGGUAAUCUUAAAAUUGAAGGAUUAUAUGAAAUUACUAGAGAAGAUUUUAUAAAAGGAAAACAAAUUCCAGAUUGGAGUACUUGUUAUAAAAAUGAAUUAUAUUUAUCAAAACAUUUAGAAGAUAAUCUAUAA